Messenger RNA from Ostrea edulis (European flat oyster), 2457 nucleotides. RefSeq names its product monocarboxylate transporter 12-like. Bases 650 to 2293 code for a protein of 547 amino acids. The transcript is spliced from 8 exons. NCBI's taxonomy places the organism in Eukaryota, Metazoa, Mollusca, Bivalvia, Ostreida, Ostreidae. Gene Ontology annotation, biological process: monocarboxylic acid transport; transmembrane transport. The record is from RefSeq and is a predicted model, not a curated record. Gene Ontology annotation, molecular function: monocarboxylic acid transmembrane transporter activity.
AUCAACGUUUAAAGGGGAGACAGGGGUCAUCCGUAUAUACACGUUCUCUCCUAAGAUUGGUUAAAAUUACGUAUUUUUGCCUAUCUUUUAUGCAGUUUCACUUCUAUGAUAGGUUGGACACCAUACAAAUCAUUGCUUGGAAAAAUAUGUCUGAAUCCGCGCAUAUUGAUCAUCAUUGUAAGUCAGCUGAUCAAAGAGGCUUAAUUAACGAUUUCCUCUAACAGCUAGAUGAACUGAACGUUUGCCAAUGUCAUAUGUUCAUAAGAUGAGUGUAGUUUCGCUAUGAAUCCUCAGGAAAGUGACUUUUAGAUGGCACGUGUGAAAUCACAUUUUUGAGAUUUGAAGUGCUAUAGAUAAAGUCCUUUGUAUACGUAUUUAUUUUUCUAUGUCCUUGAAAGAAGUAUGUUUGUCGAAACAAACUUUAAAGACUUCAUAUAUCGUAUACUGUUACCGUGGAUCUUGCAUGCUAAAUGCAUGCACCAGCCCCGAAGAGAUAAGUCAUCUUGGAACCAAGAAAAAAUGCCUUGUUUUCUGUGUUGUGUGGCCAUUUAGUGCCCAAAUUGCUCAUUACCAUAGAGUACAGGAAGGAUUUUAGACCUUGGCAUGAUAAAAGAUAUACGAGCAGGUCAACGAUUUUAUUACUUAAUCAAUGUCAUCGAUUUCAAAAGGACAAGGCCACGUGUGUUUGCAUGGGACAAAAAGACUUGAAGGUGAUAUGGAAUGCGAAACUUGUCAUGAAAAUAGUGAUAUGCAUCAGCAGCACAGAUCUCCAAACCCGACGGUAAAUGAAAGCAUCCACGGAAAAAGUAACCCCGAGUCGAAAGGUCAUGAUGACCUCAUAUCUCCGGCACCGGAUGGGGGCUACGGCUGGGUGAUUUUGGCGUGUAGUUUUUACAGCAAUUUCUGUAUUGAUGGAGUGGUCGGGUCUUUUGGAUUAUUGUUACCUGUUUUAAUGGAGGAAUUCAAAGCUAGUGCUGCUGUCACGUCCAUGCUGAGUUCCACGCUUAUCGGCAUCUUCUUAAUCAUAGGAUACAUUACAAGUUUCCUGAUUGGACGAUAUGGAACUCAACGUGUGAUGUUCUCAGGAGCUUGUUUGUACACAUUAGGACUUUUCCUGAGUUUCUUUGCACCAAGCAUCUUGAUACUAUUCCUGACUUAUGGACUAUUUUGUGGCGUUGGUAUUGGGUUAGUCUUUCUUCCAUCGGUGAUGAUCGUCAAUCAGUAUUUUGACAGAAAACGGUCUCUCGCCAAUGGAAUAUUGACCUCUGGUUCAGGCAUCGGCCUGCUAGUGAUGGCGUCAGUCACAGAAAAGUCGAUCGAAGUUUUCGGAUGGCGAGGAUCUCUUUUGAUUUGUGCCAGUUUUACUGUGCAGCUAUGCGUUUGUGCGUCUUUAAUGAGACCCAUUGGAAGAAUGAAGCAUAAGGAUAAAUGCCACGAAGAGUCCAUAUCACCUCUUUGUAAGAAAGUUAUUGAUCAGGGGGAUAAUGAUGUCAGAUACACUUCCAUGCCAUUUCUGAACAGACAUCUUGAUUCGGCAUGUGGCAGUACAUCUAGUCUUCCCGUUCUUUUUGUAACUAAUCUUUCCGCUGAUAAAGACUUUACAUCAAAGGAAACGGUAGCAAUGUGUAACAAAGAAUCUAGGAUGCGAAACACUGAGGUGAGCAGUUCCAAAGGCUGCACUCUACCAGUAUUCCUUUAUAGCAAGCCAUUCUUUUUUCUGUGUAUUGGUUGUCUUCUUACUCAGAUGGGGCAGUUUAUUCCACUGGUUUUUAUCGGUGAUUAUGGGAACCAUGUCGGCGUGACGUCCACAGACAUCAGCAUCGUUUUAUCCACAUUCGGUGUGGCUAACACAACAGGUCGUUUGUUUGCCGGGUUUAUCGCCAACACCCGAAGUGUCAGUCACCUAAACAUCUGUAAUAUCGGUUUGAUAAUAAGUGCCGUUGCUUGCUUUCUGUUCUUCCUCUGUAAAACCUUUGAUGCCUUGUUAGGAUUUGCCGUUGCAUAUGGAUUCUUUAUAGGAUUUUUUCCACCCAUGCAACCUUUAAUGAUACUGGAUUACCUUGGCUUAGAACAUUUGACUGCGGCGUAUGGUUUUGUCACCAUGCUGAAAAGCCCUGCAGCCGUCAUUGGGCCACCUUUUGCAGGAGCUCUUCUGGAUAUGACGGGGAAAUAUGAAAUCGUUAAUGGAUUGGCGGGCAUUAUUUUUACCAUUGCUGUUUGUGCGCAGAUGUUUGCUCUUUGUUGGGGUUCGCCCGGAGAGAAUCUAGCUAAGAAAAUCGAACUGGAUGUUUGACAUCAUGACAUGAUAUAGUUAAAAUUCCGCAACUUCUCUUGAGCUUUCCAGCAAGCGAAAAUUCCAAGACCAUUUUUACCAUAUGGUCGUCUUUCACAUUUUUCGAAAUACCUGUGGAAAACAACGUUAUAAUUCAUGAUAAGUAAAAUAUGUUCUUAACAGUG